Messenger RNA from Papaver somniferum (opium poppy), 2308 nucleotides. RefSeq names its product YTH domain-containing family protein-like. The transcript has 9 exons. Gene Ontology annotation, biological process: mRNA destabilization. Lineage: Eukaryota; Viridiplantae; Streptophyta; Magnoliopsida; Ranunculales; Papaveraceae. Gene Ontology annotation, cellular component: cytoplasm. The record is from RefSeq and is a predicted model, not a curated record. Bases 388 to 2202 code for a protein of 604 amino acids. Gene Ontology annotation, molecular function: mRNA binding.
UUACUUUGUUUCCAUUCCAUUCCCUUUCGCUCCAUCCAUCAAUUUCAUCGUCAUCAUCGCCAUCCUCAACACUCAUCUCUUUCUCUUUUCGUGUUUUUUAUCAUCGCUCUCGCAACUGUUGACCGAUUUUUUUUUUCUUUUCCGAUUCCAAAAAAAAAAAGAAAAAAGAAAAUCAAAAUCAUUUUCGUUUUUUUGAUCUCCGAAAGUGAUUUUCUUUUUCGAUCUUCGAAAACAGCUUUUGCAAUUUCAUAAGGCUGUUUAUCGACAGAUCUAUAUCAUAAUCGUUCAUACACUUUUAUUUUUUAUAGGGUUUAUUGUUUUUCAAAAAUACUGGAGGAAGUAGGAAAUCUUCAAGGUUUCUUUAUAGGCGAUUUCUGGUGUGAUCUUAUGGCUGCUAAACCACAAUUGGAGAAACCUAUAGAAGAAGCAAAGAAUCUUAAAGUCGAUACUUCUUCUAAACUUGGUGGUCCUAAACGAGCUCCACCCAAGGAUAGAAGUUCAUCUGAUGCACGAUCAUGCAUCUCAUCCUCUGGAGAUGCAACUAGUAGCCUGAAGGAAGGCGAUAUUGAUCAAGAGUCUUUGAUGGCUGAACAGGGCUUUUAUUAUCCUGCUAACAGCUAUUAUGGGUAUUGUUAUCCAGGUUAUGAUGGGUCAGUUGGAGAAUUGGAAGAUCAGGGAUGCUACCUUAGCAGUGAUGGCCUGGAGAUUCCAUAUCCAGCCAUGCAAGCAGAUAAUGGAUCUCUUAUGUACUAUAUGCAAGGAUAUCAACCUGGGUAUGUUCCUUACAGCUCAUACUUACCUGGAGCUACAUAUGGCGUUGAUGGACAGUAUUUGGGUCAACAGCAAUUUGUCCUGAGCCCUAUGUCCACACAGCCUCUUGCCUCCCCUGGAUAUUUCCCGUCUCCACUUCCUUAUGGAUCAGAGAUGCUUCCAUCAUAUGUUUGGGAUCCAUCUCUUAUGGCCACUGAAGCAGUUCACGUAGAUGGCUAUAGUGGGGUUACAACAACUUCUGGAACUAAGCAAACUUUCUCUGCCCCAAAUCAUACCCCUCCCCCUAUAAAAUCAACAACAUCUGCAAAAUCUAGUAAUACUGGAGCCAAAGGAUCUUUGCCGGCAGUAGAUGUCUCAACAGGGCCAGGGUUUCUUAACGAAGCAAAACCAGUGAAUAAGGUAUCACACCAUGGUGCUGAUUUUCAGUUAGCUGGUGUUCUUGCCAAGGGUUAUUUUCCAUUGACAAAGUUUCCCUCUUCUAAUCAAGGGAAAGGUGGUUUGCUUUAUCCCAGCAGCCCUGUUACUUAUAAAGCAAAUGCAAAAGGAUGGGGUGGUGCUGACAAGUACAAGACCAAGGUCAAGGCCAAUGGAGUUGGUGAAUUUGAGUUGCAUAACGAACAGAAUCGUGGUCCUCGAACGACCAACACAAAAGUUGUUUUGCCAUCUGGAGUUGACUCAACAGCGUCCUUGGUGUCCGAAGUUACUGACAAAAAUGAGAGCUCUACAUCUGUUAUUCGGAGGGAGGACUAUAACCUCUCCGAAUUCUCAACUAAAUACGAUGACGCAGUGUUCUUUGUCAUAAAAUCUUAUAGUGAGGAUGAUAUACACAAGAGUAUCAAAUACAACGUUUGGGCUAGUACUCCCAAUGGAAACAAAAGGCUUGAUAGUGCAUACCAGGAUGCACAAGAGAGAAUGGGCGCGAAGAAGAGCAGUUGUCCGGUGUUUCUUUUCUUUUCGGUUAAUGCUAGCGGACAGUUCUGUGGAGUAGCUGAGAUGGUUGGCCCGGUAGAUUUUAACAAAAAUAUGGAUUUUUGGCAGCAAGACAAGUGGAAUGGCUUUUUUCCUGUCAAGUGGCACAUUAUUAAAGAUGUUCCAAAUCCUCAUUUUAGGCAUAUAAUUCUUGAGAAUAAUGAUAACAAACCUGUAACAAACAGCAGGGAUACACAGGAGGUGAGGUUUCCUCAAGGUACUGAAAUGUUGAAUAUAUUCAAAAGCUAUACAUCAAAAACAUCCAUAUUGGAUGACUUCACUUUCUAUGAGAGCCGACAGAAGGCAAUGCAAGAGAAGAGGAUAAGACCCUCUACACCAUAUCAGGGUCUACUACAGAAACCAGAGGAAGUCAUUGAUGUGACAGCUAGUCUGAAGUCGAUUAAAUUGACUGGUUCUGACUGUGAAGAAGUUCGAGCUGGGGAUGAUAAGGUGAAGGAAUGACGAAGAGAAGCUUGGGGCAAAUAGAACAUAUAGCCAUGGGUACAGCUCGCAGAAUUUGCAUGGUGAUUGAUUUUACGUUAAAGCCGAGGCUACCAGGAUGAAAAAA